Molecule: messenger RNA, 938 nt
Organism: Camelus dromedarius (Arabian camel)
Lineage: Eukaryota; Metazoa; Chordata; Mammalia; Artiodactyla; Camelidae
Product: olfactory receptor 2T12
Exons: 1
Coding region: 72-938 (288 amino acids)
Biological process (GO): G protein-coupled receptor signaling pathway; detection of chemical stimulus involved in sensory perception of smell
Cellular component (GO): plasma membrane
Molecular function (GO): olfactory receptor activity; G protein-coupled receptor activity
Source: RefSeq, a predicted model, not a curated record
GGAGAAACACAACUUCAUAUUUUAUUCUCCUAGGAAUCUUUAAGCACACCAGAUCCCACCUCUUUCUGUUCAUGGUGGUGCUUACCAUGGCCAUUGCUUCCUUGAUGGGCAACGCCCUCAUGCUUGUCCUGAUUCUCCUGGACCCCCGGCUCCACAGGCCCAUGUGCUUCCUCCUGAGCCAACUCUCCCUCAUGGACCUGCUGCUGGUGUGCACCAUCGUGCCCAAAAUGGCUGCUGACUACCUGACCUGCAACAAAGCCAUCUCCUCUACUGGCUGCGGGUUGCAGAUCUUUGUCUCGCUCACACUGGGUGGUGGCGAGGGUUUCCUCUUAGCAGCCAUGUCCUAUGACCGCUAUGUGGCUGUUUGCCACCCGCUGCGAUACACUGUUCUCUUGAGCCGGCGGUUAUGUUUGCAGAUGACUCUGGCGUCUUGGUUCCUGGGGGCGGCUGAUGGGCUCAUGCAGGCUGCUGCCGUCCUGAGCUUCGCAUUUUGCAGUGCUCGUGAGAUCGACCAUUUGUUCUGCGAGGCCCCCAUGCUGGUGCGUUUGGCUUGUGCUGACACAUCUGUCUUUGAGUACGUCAUGUACAUCUGCUGUGUGCUGAUGCUCCUGGUCCCCCUUUCCCUCAUCCUGACUUCCUAUGGCCUCAUCCUCGCUGCCGUUCUCCAGAUGCGUUCUAACAAAGCCCGCAAGAAGGCUUGUGCCACCUGCUCCUCACAUCUGUCGGUGGUGGGACUCUUUUUUGGAGCUGCCAUUUUUAUCUACAUGAGACCCAAAUCCUACAGGUCAGCGAACCACGAUAAGGUGGUGUCAACAUUCUAUACGAUCUUCACCCCUGUGCUGAACCCCCUCAUCUACAGUCUGAGGAACAGUGAGGUCAAGGAAGCCUUGAAAAAGUGGCUCAGAAAGUGUACAAACUUCAGAUGCCAGCAGACGUAG